Scaptodrosophila lebanonensis is the source of this 1210-nucleotide messenger RNA. Its product is annotated as ubiquitin-conjugating enzyme E2 E3. Lineage: Eukaryota; Metazoa; Arthropoda; Insecta; Diptera; Drosophilidae. Gene Ontology annotation, biological process: protein polyubiquitination. Gene Ontology annotation, molecular function: ubiquitin conjugating enzyme activity. The transcript has a single exon. The coding region runs from base 56 to 1054 and encodes 332 amino acids. The record is from RefSeq and is a predicted model, not a curated record. Gene Ontology annotation, cellular component: nucleus.
AUUCUAAACACACCCAUACAACUGAAAACAUAAAAAAAAAAAAAAAAACGGAAUCAUGUCGGGUAAGCAGAACCCAAAAAGCGAAGCAAAGGCGGCUAAUGAGCCACCCUCGUCGUCGGCCAUACCGCUUGCCAAAGACGUUGUAAAUAGGCCCAAGAUCAGGGCAGUGGAGUCUGCAAUUGUAAACAUUCCCCUGCGCAAGGUGCAAAGUGAAGUGCCUACAACGACCCAACGACAUCAUCCCGACGAUGCUGAUGACGACGUCGAUGAUGACAGCAUCGAUAACAUCGAUGUCGAUCCGAACGCGCCCACAACCAGCCAUUUCCUGCAUCGUUCCUUCAGCGCUCGACCGCUGCCCCUGCGAUCGACUGCAAAUACGGGCGUUGAUGGCCCCGAAACUAAGCUGGCGCAACACCUUACCGGCACACUGGCUCGUAUAAAACGGGAGCUGAGCGAGGUUACCAAACAGCCUCCACCGAAUAUCGUCGGUGUCACCCACAGCGAUGAUCUUCAUAGCUGGCUGGCAACGGUGUCCGGACCCGAAGGCAGUGUCUACGAGGGCGGACAUUUCAAAUUGGAGAUACGCUUUCCGCCCGCCUAUCCCUUCCGACCGCCACGCAUACGCUUCCUCACACGCAUCUAUCACUGCAACGUGGAUAGUCGCGGUGCCAUCUGCCUGGACGUGUUGAACGAGCGUUGGUCCCCGGUGAUGACCAUUUCCAAAGUUCUGCUCUCCAUAUGGGUGCUGAUGGGUGAAUGCAAUCCGGACGAUCCACUCGUCAUUGGCAUUGCCGAUCAGUACAAAUGCAAUCGCAAGGAGCACGACAAGAUGGCUCGCUACUGGACCAAACGCUACGCGAUCUCUAAGGAGAAGAAUGUGGCACCAGAAAAGACGGAGCCAACGCUCACACAAUCCGACCCGCCGAAUAGUCCAGCCGAAAGUCAAGAGUCCGAGACAACAUCAGCCCCAGUAACCCCAAGGCCACCUCCACCUCCGCCACCACCGGCACCGACACCGCCAAUACCAAUUCCCUGCUCCACACCCAAGAUCUAAGAGUGAACCUGCUUCUGCUUAUGCCGGCAUGUUUUCCAUUUCAUCCGCCUUUCGAACACACCCCAAACAGAUUCCAUUCAACCUCCCAACCCACUUCCACUCCAGCGACAUUUGUUACUACCCUGGCCAAUAAACAGUUUCGAUCCAACAAGUAAA